Molecule: messenger RNA, 3254 nt
Organism: Acipenser ruthenus (sterlet)
Lineage: Eukaryota; Metazoa; Chordata; Actinopteri; Acipenseriformes; Acipenseridae
Product: phospholipid phosphatase 3
Exons: 6
Coding region: 471-1415 (314 amino acids)
Biological process (GO): phospholipid metabolic process; canonical Wnt signaling pathway; phospholipid dephosphorylation
Molecular function (GO): phosphatidate phosphatase activity
Source: RefSeq, a predicted model, not a curated record
CAAGGCGCACUGCAAACACAACCAGAGGCGCUGCAGUCAAGUACAUGCCUUCCUUCACUAUCAAAAAGUCGUUUUCAGCACCCAUUCACUUAAAGCUAAACAAGCCCCGGAUUUUUUUGUUUUGUUUUGUUUUGUAAAAGCCAAGCACACCUACAACGAUAAAAAGAACGGCACAGCAACAAGUUUAACUAAGCUGACUUUUUUUUUUUUUUUAAAGAAAAAGUAAUACUCUAACGGGAGUUUUAACAAGACUGGGAAACAAGUCGGGAGUUUCACUGGAGUGAACAUUUACAGAAGUAUCCUGUGCUCGACAACAAAGAGAAACAACGUUUUUGCUUUGUUCCUCUUAACACACACGCGUUUUGUGUUGCUGUUGUUUUGUUUGCUGUAAAAGAGGGGCACGCUCGCCGCUACAUUUUGGUUUUAUCCCGGAUAAAAACAACAGCAAAAAAGCCUAAAAACGUUUUUAAAUGCAAAACUACAAGUACGACAAAACAAUGCCUCCAGAGACCAGAAAAGGUGGAAAUCCGACAUUAAACAACAACAAUAACGGGAAAGACAACAGCAAGAAGGGCAUGCUGGUGUGCCUCGAUCUCUUCUGUUUGAUUCUGGCUGGCCUCCCCUUCCUGAUCAUUGAAACUAGCACUAUCAAGCCAUACCAACGGGGGUUUUACUGCAACGACGAAUCGAUCCGGUACCCGUACAAAAACGGAGACACCAUAAGCGACGGAGUGCUUUCUGCGGCCGGCAUUCUUAUUACCCUCCUUUCUAUAAUCAUUGGGGAAUGUUACCGGAUUUGCUACCUGAAAGAGAGCUCAAGGUCCUUCAUUAACAACCUCUACAUUUCCACCCUCUACAAGCAAGUCGGGGUCUUCAUCUUUGGCUGUGCCAUCAGCCAGUCCUUCACCGACAUUGCCAAAGUGUCGGUCGGCCGCAUGCGCCCUCACUUCCUGGCAGUGUGCAAGCCAGACUUCACCACAAUCAACUGCUCACUGGGCUACAUUGACAACUACAGCUGUUUGGGUGAUGAGAGCAAAAUACAGGAAGCAAGGAAAUCCUUCUUCUCCGGCCACGCCUCGUUCUCCAUGUACACCAUGCUGUAUCUCACAUUCUACCUGCAGUCCCGGUUCACAUGGCGAGGAGCCCGUCUGCUCCGUCCACUGCUCCAGUUCACCCUCAUCAUGAUGGCGUUCUACACCGGUCUGUCCCGCGUCUCCGACCACAAGCACCACCCAACUGACAUAAUGGCAGGGUUUGCACAGGGGGCCCUGGUGGCGUACUGCAUAGUGUUUUAUGUGUCUGACCUCUUCAAGCCUAAAACAAAGACAACGCCUCCACCACCACCACCCAUUAAAAAGGAGAUCCUUCCUUGCACGGACAUGAUUGAGCGCAACAACCACCACAACAUGGUGUGAGAGAGCCUGGGAGGACAAUCAAGGGGCAAGAGCUAACAAUGUGACUGGUGAACAGCAAGUGCCUGCUGCACUCAAACCUUAUCUGACAGUAGAAUGUAGGGAAGAGAAACUUUUAACCCACAAUUCAAGAUGGACUGCAAGGUGUGGAAUUUGGAGCCUAGAGCUUGCAAAUUCACCUGGAAUGGAUCUCAACCAGCAUAUAGAAGGGAAAGCAUAUAUAUAUAUAUAUAUAUAUAUAUAUAUAUAUAUAUAUAUAUAUAUAUAUAUAUAUAUAUGCAUGGACCAGAACUGAGGAUGUGCAUCUGGUCUUUCACUGGGACACAAUACCCUUUGUGGCCACCUUGAUUUUUGGAAAACAAAUUCCUUAGUUGUAGGAAUGGAUUUUAAUCUUCUUCUUUUUUUUUUUACAAUGAUACUAGCACAGAUAUAUUAGCAAUAUAAAAUGACUUAUAGCACUAUAUUCAAACUCCUUGUCGACUCACAUCACUCUCCACUAUUAAGAACCAAGAACAGCUUGUUUAUGUAUAUUGGUUUGACCAUGGCAAGGUUUAUACCAAACCCAGAGAACAUGAAUUGAAAGUUUUUGUUAUUAUUAUUAUUAUUAUUAUUAUUUUUAAAGGGCUAAAUGUAAGUAAACCAAGCUGUUGAUAGCACAGACGUAACCUUGCCCAUAAAACUGCAACAAACAAACUAAGAAUGUAAAAGUUUAUCCUUCAUCGGCUGUUUACCGUAAAGGUAACCACAGAGAGCCACCUAAUGCCAUAUUUAUAGACUCAGAAAUGAAUUGGCAUAUAUAGCUGUCAAAACAAAUCACAAAGGAUUGUCACCUGCUGAUGCUACCUGAUUAAGAGGGUCGGGGAGUUCUAUUUACAAAAAAAAAAAAAAAAAAACACAACAUAGAAUUAAGUGGACUAAAAGAUACUUCUGAAAAUCUAUAUUUUUUGUUUGAGGGUGCUGUGAAGUUAUCAUAAUACAUCCCAUCACAAACAGACCUGUAGAACGGGGGCUGUGCCCUGCUCUUAUUCUUUGUGCUGAGCUGUGACGUGCCAUGCCUGGGGUUGAGCCCUGGGGGUUCGGAGGCACACACCAGCUUCAGGGCGUUUUCUGCUGGCAGGAAAAGUCCAGUGACACUCCUCACACUUGCACAGAAACACGUAUUCUAGGUAUUCACCACACAACCCCACCUGCUGCUUCGACAAGAACCCGCCUUUUGAGAUCCGCUUGUUUUUCAUGACAUCAUGCGAUGACCUGUGACUUUUGCGCAGGUUGACAUGGGCUGCAGGAAAGCGGUGGGCAAUAUCAGGUUGUAAAGACGAAGAAAAAAUACAUGUUUUUAAUACCGUUAGCCAUGUACCCACUUGAACCUGUCCUGUUCAGCUACACCUGCAGAUCUGUGGUGUCUCCUGCACAAAGACAUUAAUAAAUAUGCAAUUCCUUACUUGGAGGCAACAGAAGUUCCAAUAGGGAUAAUGUAAACAGCAAACUGUGAGUUAAAAAAUAUAUAUCUUUCUUGACACAAUAUUAUAUGAAGAACAGCUACAGUAGCCUGCACAGAAUCUGAUAUAAAUGAAACCAAAAGGCAAGCUGUAAAUAUUUUUGCAUUUACAAUUUUUUUUCAUCUGAUUUCUACAGGUUUUAUUGGCGUUUUUAAGUUUUCUUUAUAUACUGGUUCUUUUGUUGCUGGGCAUACAAAUGUUUUGCGAGAGAGUAACAGGUAGCCCCGCAACAUGUAUAAAGAUCUACAAAAACUGGAUUUUCUGUUUUCUGAAAAUGUCUUUCUUUACUUUUAAAUAAUGUUAUUUCAGUGAUUUAACAAUCUGGAAAUGGUUAAAAAUAAAA